GUAGUGUAGUCCUGGCGCCCCGCUGGAGGAGCUCCCCAGCUGGUGGCUGGAGCGACCCCUUGUUCUUUGGUGGCGCUGGUUCAUUCCUGAUGCUGUUAAGGAAUAGGAGGUACUGCCCUGCUGGAGAGGAUUUCCCUUGAUUUUCUUGAACGCUUUUUGUUCUUGUUCUGCCUCCCUGUGGCUCCUGUCUGCCCAGAGAGGACUGCCUGCUGGGGAAAGGGGGUACUCCUGAGCUCCUGACAGCCCAGCUUCAGAUCUACCUUCUGAGAUAUCAUCCUUCUUCAGGGAGAUAAGGAAAAAAAGCCACAGGGUCCCGGAGAGCCAGGGGAAUGCUUCAAAAGUUCUGCUGCCUGAGAGUAACGUCACAGUAAUGGAACGGGAAGAUUCUGGAAUCUGUGUCCCCACCUAGACAACGAUUAUACUGGCAGGAUCUAUCAGGUGUACCUAUUUUGGAACUCUGGAGUCUAGUUGAAGGCCUCCAGUUCCCAGGGGGAAGGAAGCAUGGAGGUGUGUCCUCCAUUUGGAAGUAGUGCUAAGAAAAUUAAAAGAAUAAAACUGGGCAGGGGCAUGAGAAUAGGAUGCAAAGAUGAAUUUUUGGACUGAGUGGCCAAGAAGCUCCAUGGUGAGCACUCACAGUCUAAGGCUGGAAGUUUAAUGAACUGUUUUCUACAUUUCACAGGCACACAUGGCAUUCAGGGAUGUGGCUGUGGAUUUCACCCAGGAUGAGUGGAGGCUGCUGAGCCCUGCUCAAAGGACUCUGUACAGAGAGGUGAUGCUGGAGAACUACAGCAACCUGGUCUCACUGGGAAUUUCAUUUUCUAAACCAGAACUCAUCACCCAGCUGGAGCAAGGGAAAGAGACCUGGAGAGAGGAAAAAAAAUGUUCACCGGCAACCUGUCCAGAUCAUCAAGAAUAUGGAAACAACUGUGACCUACAGAAAGAAGGCAAGCCCAGUGGGAGGAAGAAAUCUAAAAAGCCAAUAGAGAAAUUGAAAUGGAAUUCUAAAAAAAACUAAAAACAGCAGCUCUUACAAUGAUGUUGAGCACAUUAAAAAGAAUGCUGUACAAUCCAAGGAGCAAGUCAUUGUGGUUGCCCAGGAAGCUGUCUUGGAAACCCAAAAUAUAUGUGUAACGGGAGGAAGACUGUUCUAGCAGAUCCAGAGCCAGAGCUCUACCUCGAUCCUUUCUGCCCUCCGGGUUUCUCCAGUCAGAAAUUCCCCAUGCAGCAUGUGCUGUGUAAUCAUCCCCCCUGGAUCUUCACAUGCUUGUGUGCAGAAGGUAACAUCCAGCCUGGGGAUCCGGGCCCAGGGGACCAGGAGAAGCAGCAACAAGCCUCUGAGGGGAGACCCUGGAGUGAUCAAGCAGAAGGUCCUGAGGGAGAAGGUGCCAUGCCUUUGUUUGGAAGAACCAAGAAAAGGACUCUGGGAGCGUUCUCCAGGCCACCCCAGAGGCAGCCAGUCAGCUCUCGGAACGGCCUCAGAGGGGUGGAGUUAGAAGCCAGCCCAGCUCAGUCAGGGAACCCUGAGGAAACAGACAAAUUGUUGAAGAGGAUAGAAGUCUUAGGAUUUGGAACAGUCAACUGUGGAGAGUGUGGACUGAGCUUCAGCAAGAUGACAAACCUGCUCAGUCACCAGCGGAUACACUCAGGGGAGAAGCCCUACGUGUGUGGGGUAUGUGAGAAGGGCUUCAGCCUAAAGAAGAGCCUCGCCAGACACCAGAAGGCACACUCGGGGGAGAAGCCAAUUGUGUGCAGGGAGUGUGGACGAGGCUUUAACCGGAAGUCAACGCUAAUCAUACACGAACGGACACACUCCGGUGAGAAACCUUACAUGUGCAGUGAGUGUGGGCGAGGCUUCAGCCAGAAGUCAAACCUCAUCAUACACCAGAGGACACACUCAGGGGAAAAGCCUUACGUGUGCCGGGAAUGUGGCAAAGGCUUCAGCCAGAAGUCAGCUGUCGUGAGACACCAGAGGACACACUUGGAGGAGAAGACCAUCGUGUGCAGUGACUGUGGCCUGGGCUUCAGCGACAGGUCAAACCUCAUCUCCCACCAGAGGACGCACUCUGGGGAGAAGCCCUACGCCUGCAAGGAGUGUGGGCGAUGCUUCAGGCAGAGGACCACCCUUGUCAACCACCAGAGGACACACUCAAAGGAGAAGCCCUAUGUGUGCGGGGUGUGUGGGCACAGCUUCAGCCAGAAUUCAACCCUCAUCUCUCACAGGCGGACACACACUGGGGAGAAGCCGUAUGUUUGUGGGGUGUGUGGGCGAGGCUUUAGUCUCAAGUCACACCUCAACAGACACCAGAACAUACACUCAGGAGAGAAGCCCAUUGUGUGCAAGGACUGUGGCCGGGGCUUCAGCCAGCAAUCCAACCUCAUCAGACACCAGAGGACGCACUCAGGCGAGAAGCCCAUGGUGUGUGGGGAGUGCGGGCGAGGCUUCAGCCAGAAGUCAAACCUUGUUGCACACCAGAGGACGCACUCAGGGGAGAGGCCGUAUGUGUGCCGAGAGUGCGGGCGAGGCUUUAGCCACCAGGCCGGUCUCAUCAGGCACAAGCGGAAGCACUCGAGGGAGAAGCCCUACAUGUGCAGGCAGUGUGGACUGGGCUUUGGCAAUAAGUCAGCUCUAAUUACACACAAGCGGGCUCACUCGGAAGAGAAGCCUUGUGUGUGCAGAGAGUGUGGCCAAGGCUUUCUCCAAAAGUCACACCUCACCUUACAUCAAAUGACACAUACGGGGGAGAAGCCAUAUGUGUGCAAGACGUGUGGGCGGGGCUUCAGCCUCAAGUCUCACCUCAGCAGACACAGGAAGACCACGUCUGUCCACCACAGACUGCCAGUGCAGCCCGACCCUGAGCCGUGUGCAGGGCAACCUUCGGAUUCCUUAUACUCUCUCUGAAGGCAAAGAUGGGGACAAGGACUAAGAGUCAGAAUGUUGACACUUUGAUGAAAUGGAGUAGAGAAAUGCAUUCUGUAAGUGGUCAAAGGACAUUUGACUGUUUACUUUCUCCACACUAAGUCUUCUCCAUGUUUUGUGGCCUUCGGUUGUAAUAAACUUGGCUUCUUUAUACAUCUGUAA
This is a messenger RNA of Homo sapiens (human), 3079 nucleotides long. RefSeq names its product zinc finger protein 133 (gene ZNF133). The transcript is spliced from 10 exons. Gene Ontology annotation, biological process: negative regulation of DNA-templated transcription; regulation of DNA-templated transcription. Gene Ontology annotation, molecular function: DNA-binding transcription factor activity. Gene Ontology annotation, cellular component: nucleus. The coding region runs from base 1124 to 2899 and encodes 591 amino acids. The record is from RefSeq and is marked validated. Lineage: Eukaryota; Metazoa; Chordata; Mammalia; Primates; Hominidae.